UCGGAGCAAAAUAGACUCGAAGAAGAUUGACCAACAGAUCUGCUGCACCACUUCUAGCAUUAACUGCACAUGGACACAAGUAGCCACUUUUUACCUAAUUUUCCUGCCUUUUUUGUAUAUUUCAAAUUUCUUUUCAUUCCAAAUCCUCAAUUUUUCAUUUAGCAAAGAAGUUUCGCGACUAGUUUCCUCUUCCUCCUUUUAAGAAGCACAGUCCUAAAAAGACUGUGAAAUAUAAUUUCGACAAAAUGGACGCCAGAGCUUUGAGAAACCCUUAUCACGACUAUGACGGGAACCCCGCGUGCGCGCAGGCCUUCUUCGACUCCCAUGGAAGGAUCACGGCGGAGUUUGCUCAGCGGCUGAGCAGCAAGAUCAGCGAGCUUCUGGCUGUCCUGGAGAACGGGCUGAGGCGUGCUGACCCAGGAGACGCUACUGUUUACACCGGCUGGGCAGGCAUCGCUCUGCUCUACCUGCACCUCCAUGACGUCUUUAAAGAAGAGUCCUUCCUCCAUAAAGCGCUGGACUACGUCAGCCGCAGCCUCCAGUGUUUGACCCGGCGCCAUGAUGUCACCUUCCUGUGCGGGGAUGCGGGGCCACUGGCUGUGGCUGCAGUGGUUUACAGCCGCAUGCAGAGGGCGCAGGAGGCCAGCGACUGCAUCAGCCGGCUCGCGCAGUACCAUAAGGUGGUGGUGGAUGGCUCCAGCGGCCUGCCGGACGAGCUGCUUUACGGGCGGGUGGGCUACCUCUACUCUCUCGUCUUUGUCAACCAGCAGCUCGGGGGAGACAGGAUCCCAGGGCAGUUCAUCCAGCAGAUCAGCGAGACCGUCCUCGCAUCAGGGGAGCUCCUAAGCAGGAAGUUCCGGGUUCAGAACCAGAGCCCCCUUAUGUUUGAGUGGUACCAGGAGCAGUACGUGGGGGCUGCGCACGGUCUGGCCGGCAUUUAUUACUUCCUCAUGCAGCCCGGCUUCGUCCCCGCCGUGGAGCACGUGCACCGCCUGGUGAAACCCAGCGUGGACCACGUGUGCCGCCUCAAGCUCCCCUCAGGGAACUACCCCCCGUGCAUCGGGGACGAGCGGGACCUGCUAGUGCACUGGUGCCACGGUUCCCCAGGAGUGAUCUACAUGCUGCUGCAGGCACACAAGGCGUUUGGGGUGCCUCAGUACCUGGAGGAGGCCCUGCAGUGUGGGGAGGUGGUGUGGAAAUGGGGCUUGCUGAAGAAAGGCUACGGGCUGUGUCACGGGGCGGCGGGCAACGCCUACGCCUUCCUCGCCCUCUACCGACAAACCCAGGACCCCAAACACCUUUUUAGGGCCUGCAUGUUCGCUGACUGGUGCAUGAACUACGGCAAGCAUGGAUGUCGAACGCCAGACACGCCCUUUUCCCUCUUUGAAGGAUUGGCCGGUACCAUCUACUUCCUGGCUGACAUCCUGCAGCCUUUCAAAGCCAGGUUCCCAGGGUUUGAGCUGUAGAAAGUGUCCUUAGGUAGUGCUGACCCCAAACCCACCAUCACCGCAUGAAACUCACACACAUUAUUGUUCUCAGUGCUGUUUAGGUUUUUUUCCCGCUUUUACGCAACAAACUAGAUGUCCUGCUUUGUCAGAGUAAACCUCAUAUUGAAUUGCAGAAAAGCUCAAACAAGUUAACCGUUUAAGCCAGGGGCUCGGCAACCGUUACCACUCACGAGCCAUUUGGAUCGGUUUCCCACAGAAAUGAAGACACAGCAACACCCUUUUGGAAAACCCGGUGUUUCCAGUGAACGCCAUCAUUUCAAUCGUUUUUAAAGUUCCUGGAGAGAUGCUCACUUUUUUUUGUAUCCUCUGUCAUUUGAUGGAACCCGAUGGAAAAACUAUUUCCCGAGAGGCCUCACAAAAUCAGCAGAUGUGUCGUAAUUAACCAGCAGUUCAUCUGCUUCUCCAUUAGAUUUUUGAUGGCAAAUAACAUUUCUCUUUGGGCAAAAGCUGCGUGUUUAUUCUGCCACAUAUGUGACUUUGCUGUUUCUAAUUCCUCGUUACAUAUUAUUCAUACUGGUAAAGUCGUUGAAAGCAAACAAAUCUGCCCAGGUGCCAAGAAACGUCCAGUUUUUCUUCUCAGAAUUCUCCAUCGUUGUCCUACCUGGGUCGGGACAAUGUUGGAAUACCACGCCGGUGGGAGUCGUGGCGGCGACGCGGGUCGAUAUUCACAUAGAACUUUACUUAGAAAAUGUCCUAAUAGUCAGCCUGUUAGUUUUUUAAAAUCACUUUUAUGAGUCGUCCACAAAGGCGAGCCGCUCCCGGAACUAGCAGCUCGCCUGGUUCCAACCUGCUUACAAAAAAAAACAGCUGGUCGACAGAAGACCGGGAGAGGUUCUGCAUGAGGGGGCUUUGAUUCAAUUCUCAUUCAAUGUGUACCGUCUUUUUAGAAGAGCCUUCCAUCCCAUAAUAGUCUCUGGUCCGCAUUCACAGUCGCAGACACGCCCCCUCCACGCGUUAUGCACUCCGAUGCGCGGUUUUACGGUUUUGAUGCGCGAUACAAAAUGGACGAAAGCUUAGAAUUUAGUAGUUAUUUUACCAAACCACAGAGAUGGGCCGAAAGAGCCACACGCGGCUCCGGAGCCGCAGGUUGCCGACCCCUGGUUUAAGCAACAAAACUCUAAAGUUGCUUGUUGGAUGAAGAAGCAAGCAACUGUAAAGCCUCAGGGGGGCAGCAGAGAGCUGCCACAUCUGCAGCACAGAGGAAACUUUGACCUUAACGGCUCAUUUCUUUAAAACGUCAUCGAUAAUCUAGCUUAUUUUGUGAUGUAUUUUGAACAAUAUGAAAUUGGAAACCAAAUUGUAUUUUAGAAGCAACUAGUUCACACUGACUCUACUGUGACCGCUGGCUUAACUAUUCCAGUCUGCUCUAAAAUAAGGAAACAUGUCGAAGGACCAGGAAUCGGCACAAUACACCAGCUGGGGUCUUGAGGAGGAUACUUACUGUACCAGAGAAGAAACCGGACACCGCCCUGCAGGAGAGCGAGUAAAAAUAGAGCUCAUCUGUCCAGGGGAGCGGCCUCUUGGACACCACCGCCACUUUGGAUCACGCUGCUCGCACAAAUUUCAAACAGAAGUUUCUGAACUGUUGACAUGCUAGACCGUCUGACACUAACCCCUUGUUACUGUGAACAAGCUGUUCCUAAUUCCUUACCCCUUUUUUUUUUUGCUUUGUGUGGUGUUAAAAAAUGAUUUAUGAACCGUUAGAAUUUCAUUGCAGAUUGAUUGACUUAAGAGACUGGUUAAAAUUAAUUUGAAGACCACGGUGUAGGGGAAAAAAGGAAUGAAUAUAACUAUAUUUUAGUGAAGAAAAAUGUCUGUUUGUAGGAUGUAAAUAGUUUCAAAAAACUGAAAAAUUAUGUUGAAACCUGCAAAAAUAUUCGCUUCUGUCUGCAGUGGGCUUUAAGAGAACAAACUAAAAGUGGAACUACAGUAAAACAGUGGAUUAAAUGUCAGAUCCUGAUUCUGAUGAGUUAUUUAAAGAACGCUGAUGAAAGCGACUCACAGAAUGAAUUGAAUUAGAACUGCUGCAUUUUUUGUGUGUGUACCCUAAACUUGUUCUAAAACUAUUUUCCAAGACAUUACAUUUUGAGAAGCAUAAUGUUGAAAAUUGUAUUAAAAUUAACUGCAAGUCUGGAUUUAAAACAAAGAAAAAAAAAACGUAAAAUGCCUAUUUCAAAUGUGUAUUAAACUGCAGUUCAUUGUUUGACCACUAGGGGUUGGUUCUGAAAAGAAGUCAUUCCUUUCUUGCAAAUAGACAUACUUUUGCUAAUUGUUGUAACAAAUACUGUUUUCAGUCUCAUGCCGGUGUCAAGAAGCGGCUUUUCCGUCUCCCAAAUCCUUUGUGGAGACUGAUGUAAACACGUUGGUUGUCCGACAGCAGAACGGCCACCAUUUUGCUUCUAACAAUAAAAAAAAAAUGGCUUCAACAUGA
Molecule: messenger RNA, 3939 nt
Organism: Oryzias latipes (Japanese medaka)
Lineage: Eukaryota; Metazoa; Chordata; Actinopteri; Beloniformes; Adrianichthyidae
Gene: lancl1
Product: LanC antibiotic synthetase component C-like 1 (bacterial)
Biological process (GO): peptide modification; carbohydrate metabolic process
Cellular component (GO): plasma membrane
Source: RefSeq, a predicted model, not a curated record